Molecule: messenger RNA, 741 nt
Organism: Penicillium coprophilum
Lineage: Eukaryota; Fungi; Ascomycota; Eurotiomycetes; Eurotiales; Aspergillaceae
Product: O-methyltransferase
Exons: 2
Coding region: 1-741 (246 amino acids)
Molecular function (GO): O-methyltransferase activity
Source: RefSeq, a predicted model, not a curated record
AUGCUAUCUUCCGAUCUCACAUCCAAGUACCCCUCGCUGAACGAGUUCGUCGAUGGAAACGAUGUCGAAUCCCAUGAUGGGCGCGAAGUCGCCCUUCUAGAAUAUAUAUACAAUCAUCAUGCCUUGGAGAAGCUGCGCGGUUCACCGCCCGCCAUCCUUGACGUGAUAGACGAGUUCGCCGCACAGGAGAAGUUUUUGAUCAACAUUGGUCCCGAUAAAGCCGAAAAGGUUCGCGAGAUAGUUCAACAAGGAAAGCCGACCGUUCUAGUCGAGCUGGGCGGAUAUAUCGGCUAUUCGGCCAUAUACUUUGGGGAAGCUAUGCGUCAAGCCCAGGGAACACAGAAAGAUCUAAGACUCUGGAGUUUGGAGUUUGAUCCGCUGAUCGCAUCCAUCGCCAUGAAUUUGAUCGACUUGGCAGGUUUGAGCGAUAUCGUCAAAGUGGUGGUAGGGUCUGCGUCGGAUUCGUUGAAAAGACUUCAUGCGAAGAAGGAGUUGAUCGCUAUCGACCUCCUCUUCCUAGACCAUGUCGAAGACCUUUAUGUGGCCGAUCUCAAGAUUUGUGAGGAUCUGGGUCUUCUCAAGCCAUCAGCGUUGGUGUUGGCAGAUAACGUGCUUCGGCCUGGAGCUCCGCAAUACCGUGAAUAUGUUCGUCAUCAUGCCAACAUGGAAAGUUGGGCUGUCAAGGGAUUGAUAGUGCCAGGAGAUUUCGAGGAUGAACUUGAAGUUAGUAGGGUCAAGUAG